CGGGCUUUCGCUUCUCAGCGCCGCCAGGCCUGGGGGGCCUCGACCGGGGCGCUGUCCGAGUUACCAUGAGGGGCCGUGGGCUCUCCUGAGCCUUUAGGUAGCAUAAACCUCAUUGAUCAUGGCAUCGGUGACUCCAUCAUUUACCUUCAAGGAGUUUUGCCCCCUUUACUACCUGCUCAAUGCCAUUCCUACAAAGAUCCAAAAGGGAUUCCGUUCCAUUGUGGUAUACCUCACAGCACUUGACACCAAUGGGGACUACAUCGCUGUGGGCAGCAGUAUUGGAAUGUUGUAUUUAUACUGCAGGCGCCUAAACCAGAUUCAAAAAUACAAUUUUGAGGGGAAAAAUGAAUCUAUUACUGUUGUGAAACUUUUGAGCUGCUUUGAUGAUCUUGUUGCUGUUGGAACAGCUUCGGGCAAGAUUGCAAUUUUUCAGCUUGUCUCUUCGUUGCCUGGGAGAAACAAACAACUUCGACGGUUCAAUGUGUCUGGUUUCCACAAAAGUAGCAUCACAGCCUUGGUAUGGAGUCCUAAUGGAAUGAAACUAUUUUCUGGAGAUGACCGAGGGAAAAUAGUCUAUUCUGCUUUGGAUUUCGAUCAGGGCCGUUGCAACUCUACUUUGGUACUGGAGGAGCCAUCUUCAAUUGUACAGCUGGAUUAUAGCCAGAAAGUAUUGCUCAUCUCGACUUUACAGCGAAGUCUACUUUUUUAUACCGAGGAAAAGUCUGUCAAGCAAGUUGGAACCCAACCCAGGAAAAAUACUGGUAAAUUUGGAGCAUGUUUUAUACCUGGGUUAUGUAAGCGAAGUGACAUAACGCUGUUUGCUACAAGACCUGGGAUUCGCCUUUGGAAAUCAGAUGUCCAUGGGACUGUUGAAGCCACAUUUAUUUUGAAAGAUGUAUUUGCAGCUGGAAUGAAGCCCUUUGAACUGUAUCCUCGAGUGGAAACUUUUAACAGAAGCAGCUGUAAUUUCCCAGAGAGACAGCUUGGACUCAUUUCCUGCUUUUUCCAGGAGGGGUGGGUGCUGAGCUGGAAUGAAUAUAGCAUCUAUCUAUUAGACACUGUAAACCAGACAAUGAUUGGCAGUUUAGAAGGAUCUGGCGAUAUCGUCUCUGUGUCCUGCACCGAGAAUGAGAUUUUUCUUUUAAAGGGGGACAGAGAUAUCAUUAGAAUCUCAAGCAGACCUGAAGGACUGGUGUCAAUAGAUAUAAAUUCAAGAUUGGUGAGUCCAUCGUCUGAUUUGAGCCCGAAGUUACAGAGCCCCCACUCAGUCAUUGCGUCUGUGUCAUUUGAUCCUUCUUUGGAAGCAAACCAAAAAUUAAGCAGUUCCCCUUCGCCCCAAACUCCUGCUGAUAAAAAUGGCUCCCUUGGGAGAGCUGACCUGGAAGUGGAACUGCUAACUGAGAAAAUUCGCUCCCAGAGCUUUGAUGGGCUUGGGGACCUGAACACUGACCCAAGGAGAAGAAGAGGGUAUUCAGUCACAAGUGAAUCAAGAAGCAGGAGCAGUUCUGUGAAUUCUGUGGAUAGCAGCUCCAGUUUUUUGACCUGUGGAGAUCAAACGUCCGAAGUGCAGAGGGACGGUCAGCUUUCUUCGCAGCGGUUCAGCCUGAUCAGCUCUGAAGAUUUCAACCAAGAAUUGAUUGUCAAACCAGUGAAAGUGAAGAAGAAAAAGAAGAGACGACCAGAAAAUGGGGCAAGGAGAAAUCCUAGCUCUUUGGACAGCACACCAUGCUCUGAGCCUCAAAGCUUCACUGCUGGCCCAUUGUUUCUAAAUGCCGACUCAUUCUCUAUCAAUUCUAGCCUGAUGGGCAGCAUUGCAGACCGCUUAAGCAUGAGUUCUGCGGACCGGGAAAGCAUAUUCAGUGUAGAAUCCCAGAACAUGUUGCAGGAGGAAAAUGGCUCUGAAACAUUCAGCGUGCUUCCAUCUCCCGAGUCAGGUGCUGCUCUUACGCCAGAGAACAACGGUGCACCUGACCUGAUGAAAAUUUCUAAGGAUGUGGGUGAAGUACGUGCAUCACCUGCUCUGUAUUGCUUGACAUCGAAUUCUCCCUUCCUUCUCACAGAAGACAAAGCAGGCAGUGAUGAACCUGAACAUAAUCAAAAACCCCAGUCUGAAAGAACUGAGCCUGACUCAAAGCUGUCAUCACAAAAUGAAGAGCAUGUUCCUUUCCCAUGUAAAACGGAGGGCACUUCAGAUACAUUGGAUCUUCUGGGCACCUUAGAUUAUCUCAAAGGGACAGGUUCAGAGAACACUAUGCCUGUGAAUGUACAGAUGGCCUCCAGUACAGUGGAUGGGUCACUUGGUUGGGCUGCAAGUGUUGAAACAGAGCAGAAGCAGAAGGAGCUUCUAGUGGACCCAGUUCUCCCAAAUUUCCCUGAUCUACCGCCUCCUGCUCUUCUUGAAGAAAAGCCGUACCCUCAAGGAAGUUUAUUAUCUGGUCAGGACUUUGGGGAGGCAUUCAGUGUCAACUCCAACCCUAACACCCCCAGGGAGUGGAUAAGCGACACCCAUGAAACCAGAGCUGAGAAAUCGGCGUCAAGUGAUGAGGAGGAUAUCUAUGGACACAGCUUACCUUAUUCUUCUUCUGAGACGAGUGUGGCAGAAAUGGGGGUCUGCCAUCCUUCGCAGGAUAAAGCCAAAGCCAGCGUAGACGAGGGAGCCCUUUUAAAGUCUGAUCAGUUUGCAGAAAGCUGGAUGGGCUACACAGGUCCUGGUUAUGGAAUACUCAGCCUGGUUGUCUCCGAUAAAUACAUCUGGUGCCUGGAUUACAAAGGUGGUCUGUACUGUAGUGUUUUGCCUAGUGCAGGUUUGCGCUGGCAGAGAUUUGAAGAUAAUGUCCAGCAGGUGGCAGUCUCUCCUACAGGGACUCUUCUCUGGAAGGUUGAACAAAAAACCUAUAAAGCUUUUGCCUGUGGAAAAGUAACAAUAAAAGGAAAACGUCACUGGUAUGAAGCUUUACCCCAAACAGCGUUUGUAUCUUUGAGCGAUGACACUGCCUGGAUUAUCCGAACUAACGGUGAUCUGUAUCUGCAGACAGGCCUGAGUGUGGAUCGUCCUUGUGCCAGAGCAGUAAAGGUGGACUGUCCAUCUCCACUGUCGCAGGUUACAGCCAGAAAUAAUGUGGUCUGGGCAUUAACUGAGCAGCGUGGACUUCUGUACCGUGAAGGUGUGAGCAGCUUUUGUCCUGAAGGAGAGCAGUGGAAGUGUGAUAUCAUCAGUGAAAUGCAAGCUCUAGAGCCAGUGUGUGUUACUUUAGGAGACCAGCAGACAUUGUGGGUUUUAGACAUCCAUGGGAACCUCUGGUUCAGAACAGGCAUUGCUUCAAAGAAACCACAAGGAGAUGACAGCCACUGGUGGCAAGUAAGCAUUACAGAUUAUGUCGUCUUUGACCAGAACAGCCUUUUCCAGACCAUAAUGCAAGCAACCCAAACAGUAGCCACCGCAGCCCAGGUACCUGUUGAGAAACUCCGGACAGCUUUCUGGUCCCAGCCACUUCAGUGUCAGCCAAGCCUCCUUGCUGUCAACAGCAACGGCGUCUGGAUCUCUUCAGGGAAGAAUGAGUUUCAUGUAGCAAAGGGAAGCCUCAUAGGUACAUACUGGAAUAAUGUUGUGCCUCGUGGCACUGCAUCAGCCACAAAGUGGUCUUUUGUGUUGGCUUCUGCAGCUCCAACAAAAGAAGGAAGCUUUCUGUGGCUAUGCCAGAGUAACAAGGACUUGUUCUGUGUCAGUGAUCAGAAUCCACAAUUCCAUCCUUCAACUGUUCAGCUGCCGCCUGAUGGCGAAAUUGUAUACUACUCAGCCUGCCAGGAUGCCAUAUGGAGCCUGGAUAGUCUGGGACAGGUCUUCAUCAGAACACUUUCACCAACUUGCCCAGCUGGGAUGCACUGGACCAAAUUGGACCUCUCUCAGUUAGGGAAAGUUCACUUGAGGUCAUCCGAAUUCGCAAAUCAGCACAUCUGGGCCUGUGACAGUUCUGGUGGGAUCUACUUUCGAGUUGGAACUCAACCUCUUAACCCAAGUUUGAUGCUUCCUGCAUGGAUAAUGAUUGAGCCACCAGUUCAGCCAGUUGGAGUCAAUUUGAUCAGUGUGUAUUCGAGUCCUAACGACCAGAGUCUGUGGGCAAUUGACAGCAAAUGGAACAUUCAUGUACGCGCAGGGAUCACCGAGGAAAUGCCUGUGGGCACAGACUGGGAACAGGUUCCAGGACUUCAGGCGUGUGAGCUGGCCAUAAGUACACGGACUGUUUGGGCACGCUGUCCAAAUGGGGAUAUUGCACGGCGCUAUGGCGUCACAGAUAAGAAUCCUGCCGGAGAUUAUUGGAAGAAGAUUCCAGGAAACGUUUCUUGUUUAACAGUUACUCCUGUAGAUGAAUUGUGGGCCAUUGGUCCUCCAGGGUACCUCCUUCAGCGUCUCACAAAGACUUUCCACCAUUCUCACACCUUGACGAAACAUACCGAUGCUUCAAUGGCAUUUCAUUGCGACGAUUUUGAAGAUGAGUGGGAAGUAAUAUGAAGUCUUCAAGAAUGUAGAACAGUAAAAAUAACAAAACAAAAUGUGUAUGGGAAUCCUGUUACAUGCCAGAUGUCAGGCUUUUGAAGCCAUGGACAUAUGACAGUAUUAGCACUUUGGUUUAAAAAAAAACUU
Molecule: messenger RNA, 4642 nt
Organism: Pogona vitticeps (central bearded dragon)
Lineage: Eukaryota; Metazoa; Chordata; Lepidosauria; Squamata; Agamidae
Source: RefSeq, a predicted model, not a curated record